Molecule: messenger RNA, 15674 nt
Organism: Xiphophorus couchianus (Monterrey platyfish)
Lineage: Eukaryota; Metazoa; Chordata; Actinopteri; Cyprinodontiformes; Poeciliidae
Gene: cacna1ab
Product: calcium channel, voltage-dependent, P/Q type, alpha 1A subunit, b
Exons: 51
Coding region: 204-7544 (2446 amino acids)
Biological process (GO): chemical synaptic transmission; calcium ion import across plasma membrane
Cellular component (GO): membrane; neuronal cell body; voltage-gated calcium channel complex
Molecular function (GO): calcium ion binding; high voltage-gated calcium channel activity
Source: RefSeq, a predicted model, not a curated record
GACCUGGGGAAGGAAAAAAAAAAACACAAACAAAUAAAACAGAUCUAGAUAGAGCUGGAAGGACCGAAAGCGAGAGACAGAUCCGAACCUCCAUUCUGCAUGUGUCUUUGGAGCCGAGGCUGAUGGGGUGGUGGCAUGUGGAGGUGUCACUCUGAGGUUUCCCCCCGGCUCCUUCCUAACCUCUGGCGUUUGGUGUCUGCAGAAUGGCGCGCUUUGGAGACGAGCUACCCAACAGGUACGGAGGAGGAGGAGGUGGUGGUGGCGGUGGUGGCGGGGGUGCCGGCGGACAAGGGGGGCCCGGCCGCGGCGGCAGCAGGCAAGGUGGGCCCCCCGGAGCGCAGCGGAUGUACAAGCAGUCGAUGGCCCAGAGAGCCCGGACCAUGGCCCUGUACAACCCCAUACCCGUCCGGCAGAGCUGCCUAACGGUCAACCGCUCCCUCUUCCUCUUCAGCGAAGACAACGUGGUGAGGAAGUACGCCAAAAAAAUCACCGAAUGGCCUCCGUUUGAAUGGAUGAUCCUCACCACCAUCAUAGCAAACUGCAUUGUCCUAGCUCUGGAACAGCACCUUCCUGACGGAGACAAGACGCCUUUGUCCGAAAGACUGGAAGAGACGGAGCCCUACUUCAUAGCCAUCUUCUGUUUCGAGUCUGGAAUCAAGAUCCUGGCUUUGGGAUUUGCUUUACAUAAGGGCUCCUAUCUGAGGAACGGCUGGAACGUCAUGGACUUCGUGGUCGUCCUCACUGGAAUUCUGUCGUCUGUGGGGUCUCAGCUUGACCUGAGGACGCUCCGAGCUGUCAGAGUGCUGCGGCCCCUAAAACUGGUGUCUGGAAUUCCCAGCCUGCAGGUGGUGCUCAAGUCCAUAAUGAAGGCCAUGAUCCCCCUGCUUCAGAUCGGCCUGCUGCUGUUCGUGGCUAUCCUUAUGUUCGCCAUCAUCGGCUUGGAGUUCUACAUGGGAAAGUUCCAUACAACCUGCGCUGACCCCGUCACAAAGGAGAAAGUGGAAGAUCGCCCAUGUGGUCCCAAACUACCCUCCAGAUUGUGCCCCAAUGACUCAUCGUGUGAAAGUGGCUGGAUUGGACCAAACUACGGCAUCACUCAGUUUGACAACAUCCUGUUCGCUAUUCUGACAGUCUUCCAGUGCAUCACUAUGGAAGGAUGGACAGACAUGCUCUACUAUAGCAACGACGUGGAGGGCAGCAUGUGGAACUGGAUGUACUACAUCCCCCUCAUCAUCAUCGGCUCCUUCUUCAUGCUCAACCUGGUGCUGGGCGUGCUUUCAGGCGAAUUUGCCAAAGAGAGGGAACGGGUGGAGAACAGGAGCGAGUUCCUGAAGCUGAGGCGGCAGCAGCAGAUCGAGCGAGAGCUCAACGGAUACCUGGAGUGGAUCUGCAAAGCGGAGGAGGUGAUUCUGGCUGAGGAAGACGGCACGGGGAACUUUGAUGGUUCGAGACGAAGGCCAACCAUCAAAACCAGAAAUAACAAAACAGAGCUGUUGAAUCAAGAGGAAGGAGAGGACAACAUAGGAGAUGCAGUAGGAUUUGCUCGCUCCAGCAUAAAGAGCGGUAAGGACGGGGCGAAUUACAGUACAAAAGAGCGACGGAUGCGAUUCUUCAUCCGGAAGAUGGUGAAGACACAGGCCUUCUACUGGACAGUGCUCUGCCUGGUGGGCCUCAACACCAUCUGUGUGGCCGUGGUGCAUUACAACCAGCCAGAGCUUCUUUCCGACUUUCUCUUCUAUGCAGAGUUCAUCUUCCUCGGUUUGUUCAUGUCUGAAAUGCUGAUCAAAAUGUACGGUCUGGGCAUCCAGCCCUACUUCCACUCCUCAUUUAACUGCUUCGACUGUGUGGUUAUUGUUGGUAGCAUCUUUGAGGUUGUGUGGGCCACCAUAAAACCAGGCACAUCAUUUGGAAUCAGUGUGUUGCGAGCUCUCAGGCUGUUGCGUAUCUUCAAAGUAACCAAGUACUGGGCGCCACUGAGGAACCUGGUGGUUUCGCUGUUGAACUCCAUGAAGUCCAUUGUCAGCUUGCUCUUCCUCCUCUUCCUCUUCAUCGUGGUUUUUGCUUUGUUGGGGAUGCAGCUCUUCGGAGGACUAUUCAACUUUGAAGAAGGAACUCCGCCUACCAAUUUUGAUACAUUUGCAGCAGCAAUCAUGACGGUGUUUCAGAUCCUGACAGGAGAGGACUGGAACAUGGUGAUGUACGACGGCAUUGAGUCGCAGGGAGGAGUAAAGGACAAAGGAAUGGUCUUCUCCAUCUUCUUCAUCGUCCUCACACUCUUUGGCAACUACACGCUGCUGAACGUGUUCUUGGCUAUCGCUGUUGACAAUCUGGCCAAUGCCCAGGAACUGACUAAGGACGAAGAAGAGCAGGAGGAGGCAGCCAAUCAAAAGACGGCACUGCAGAAGGCUAAGGAGGUGGCAGAGGUCAGCCCGCUGUCUGCUGCCAACCUGUCGAUUGCUGCGAAGGAGCAGCAGAAGAACCACACCAAGCCCAAUAAGUCUGUGUGGGAACAGAGAACCAGCGAGAUUCGGCGGCAGAACUUGAUGACGAGUCGUGAGGCUCUCUACAAUGAACUGGAACAGGAUGACUGGAAGGUGGGAGAAGAAGGAGAGGAGGUGUCAUUCCCACGGAAAGCACGUGGCGAUGUGAAAACGCACCUGGACAGACCAUUGGUGGUAAACCCGCAGGACAAUUGCAACAACAACACCAACAAGACCCCACCCGGCGAGCUGCCGCUAGAUCAGCAGUAUCGUCGGCAGGAUGUUGACCACUGCCGCCGCGCUGCUCACCACUGCCACUACCACCGCCAUCACCACCAGAAAUCCACCAACCCAGACGGCGUGGAUGCAACCCAACUGAUGGAAACCAACAUGGGGCACGGUUUCAGCUGCACGUCUCUGGGUAACGUCGAAGGAAACGUGGAGCGCCACGGGGAUGAAGAGAAGCACAGCCACCAGAGUCAUCGGGGCCAUCGGCACAGGAACAGAGAGUGCAGGGAGGCUCGUAGCGUUUCUCCCCAUCACGGCAUAGGUGCAGACGGCAACGGUGAGGCGAGGAGGUGCAGGCAGCACCGCAGGGCAGCCAGGGAGGCGGAUGAGGGCAGAAGACAUCAAUGCAGGGCAACAGAGGGAGACGGAGAGAAAAGCGAGGAAGAGGGUGGACAGAAGGCAAGACGACAUCGGCACUGCAACCAGGAACGAUGCAGAGGACAUCGUGUCAGAAAUGCCUAUUCCUUUGCCCAUGUCAGGGAGCAUCACAGCACCUGCCCCAGCCUCUCAACUACACGGCCCAUACAGCAGUACAACGAGGACCUCGACAACUUCCGCAACAACAGCAAGCUGGCCAGUGCCCAAGAGCACCCUUAUGAUCUCCCACCUGAUCACCCAGACCAUCCGGACCAUCUCAACAACCUGCUGAACUGCCAGGACGCCGACACCCACACCCUGCUUCACAGCAUGGACAGCCUGAUCUUGACCAGCAUGGCAAAACCCGACUACACAUCGAUAGACAUGCCCCCUGUCUACCCGUACCCCUCGACCAACGCAAUCUUGCAAGUGAACAAGAACGCCAACACUGACCAGAAGAAGAGCGAGGAGAAGAAGAAGGAGGAGGACGAGGGUGAAGACGAAGACAACGCUAAGCGCAUGCCUCCCUAUAGUUCCUGCUUCAUAAUGUCUACCACCAAUCCGUUUCGAAAGUGCUGUCACUACAUCCUGACUCUGAAGUAUUUUGAGUUCAGCAUCCUGUCCGUCAUUGCUAUGAGCAGCAUCGCCCUGGCAGCAGAGGACCCCGUCAAGCCCGACUCGCCACGAAACAACGUGCUGCGUUAUUUUGACUACGUUUUCACAGGAGUCUUCACAUUUGAAAUGUUGAUCAAGAUGGUCGUUCUCGGCUUGUUUCUCCACCAAGGGUCUUACUUUCGUGACUUGUGGAACAUACUGGACUUUAUAGUGGUUAGUGGUGCUCUGGUGGCCUUUGCCUUCACGCCGAGCAGCACCCGGGGGAGCAGCAAAGGCAAAGACAUCAGUACAAUCAAAUCUCUGCGUGUGCUGAGGGUGCUGCGUCCCCUUAAGACCAUCAAGCGUCUCCCCAAGUUAAAGGCAGUGUUUGACUGCGUGGUGAACUCCCUGAAGAAUGUGUUGAACAUUUUGAUCGUCUACAUGCUCUUCAUGUUCAUCUUCGCCGUUGUGGCUGUGCAGCUGUUCAAGGGUCGCUUCUUCUACUGCACAGACGAAUCCAAAGAGUUUGCACGGGACUGCAGGGGCGAAUAUUUAGUCUAUGAAAAAGACGAGGUAAAAGCCGAGAAGCGGGAAUGGAAGAAGUACGAUUUUCACUACGACAACGUGGCUUGGGCCUUGCUCACCCUCUUCACCGUCUCCACCGGAGAGGGGUGGCCACAAGUGUUAAAGCACUCAGUGGACUCUACUUAUGAGGAUCAGGGCCCAAGCCCGGGAUACAGGAUGGAAAUGUCCAUCUUUUACGUGGUGUACUUCGUUGUCUUCCCUUUCUUCUUUGUCAACAUCUUCGUGGCUCUCAUUAUCAUCACCUUCCAGGAGCAAGGGGAUAAGAUGAUGGAAGACUACAGCUUAGAAAAGAACGAGAGAGCCUGUAUAGAUUUCGCCAUUAACGCCAAACCUCUGACUCGCCACAUGCCAAAGAACAAACUGAGCUUCCAGUAUCGGAUGUGGCAUUUCGUAGUGUCCCCUCCCUUCGAGUACAGCAUCAUGGCUCUGAUUGCACUCAACACGAUCGUCCUCAUGAUGAAGCAUUACGAAGCAGAUGUAGCUUACGAUAAUGUACUGAAGUACCUGAACAUUGUGUUCACCGCCUUCUUCUUUAUGGAAUCUAUCCUGAAAAUCAUUGCUUUUGGUCCCUUGAACUACUUCAGAGACGCCUGGAACGUUUUUGAUUUUGUCUCAGUCAUUGGGAGCAUUACUGACAUAUUGGUAACAGAGUUUUGGGACAAUUUCAUCAACUUGAGCUUUCUGAGGCUUUUCAGGGCGGCUCGCCUCAUUAAGCUCCUGAGACAGGGAGAAACGAUCCGGAUCUUACUGUGGACGUUUGUCCAGUCCUUCAAGGCUCUGCCGUAUGUGUGUCUGCUCAUAGCCAUGCUCUUCUUCAUCUAUGCCAUCAUUGGCAUGCAGUUGUUUGGAAACAUAGCUCUUGACGAGGAGGAAGAAACUGCUAUCAACGAGCAUAACAACUUCAGAACAUUCAUUAUGGCCCUAAUGCUGCUGUUCAGAAGUGCUACAGGUGAGGCGUGGCAUGAUAUCAUGCUGGCAUGCCUGGGAGAGAAGAAAUGCGACCCAGAGUCAGGAAGUACCGGGAAGGAGUGUGGCAGCACCUUCGCCUACACCUACUUUGUCUCCUUUAUUUUCCUCUGCUCCUUCCUGAUGCUGAAUCUCUUUGUGGCCGUCAUCAUGGACAACUUUGAGUACCUCACUAGAGACUCGUCCAUCCUGGGGCCGCACCACUUGGACGAAUACGUAAGGAUAUGGGCCGAGUACGACCCAGCCGCCUGCGGGCGCAUACAUUAUAAGGAUAUGUACAGUUUAUUGCGAGUUAUCUCCCCUCCUCUGGGCCUUGGCAAGAAAUGCCCACAUAGGGUGGCCUGCAAGAGGCUCCUGCGCAUGGAUCUGCCUGUUGCCGACGACAACACAGUGCAUUUUAACUCCACCCUCAUGGCUCUGAUCAGGACAGCACUGGAUAUAAAGAUUGCCAAGGGCGGUGCAGAUAAGCACCAGAUGGACGCGGAGCUGAGGAAGGAGAUGAUGGCUAUCUGGCCAAAUUUAUCACAGAAGACUCUGGACCUGCUGGUUACUCCGCACAAGGCAGCCACAGACUUGACGGUGGGCAAAAUCUACGCUGCCAUGAUGAUCAUGGAAUACUACAGACAGAGCAAGACCAAAAAGCUGCAAGCCCUGCGAGAGGAACAGUGCUCCUCCCUUCCUAACCGAACGCCAUUAAUGUUUCAGCGCAUGGAGCCACCCUCUGAGGGAGGGGGCACGGAGGGCCAGGCGGGGCCAGGCCAGAACGGUCUGCCCGGCGUUCAGCCGGACAACAUCAACAGCAUACCUCCUGAAGGUGGCUUGACUGAAAGCCAAUCAUGGAUGACGGCUAAAGCACAGGAAAUGUUCCAAAAGACCGGGAACUGGAGCCCGGACCGGCCCUACCCCGACGACGUCCAUGAGAACCGCCACAAUCCCCAGACUGUAGAGAUGAGGGAGAUGGGGCGGGACGGGUACUCCGACACUGAGCCCUGUCACCCAGUGGACGGGCAUGGGCGGACGCUCUCCAUGCCCCGCCUCUCGGCAGACAACCAACGGAGGAGACACAGGCCCCGUGGAAAUAACCUCAGUACCAUCACCGACAACAGCCCGAUGCGUCGCUCCACCUCCAGUCUGGUCCACGGGCGCUCAGGUCGCGGCGUGAGGCUGGACGACUACUCUCUGGAGAGGGUGGUGUCCGAGGAGGGGAGACACGGCAGCGGGCGCAGGCACAGGGACCGAAGUCAUCGCACUUCGCAGCGAUCGCUGACCAGAUACACAGACGCCGACACAGGUAUCCUAUCUAUUUCAUGUCUAGGUCUGGGUACAGACCUCAGCACCACCACACAGUCAGGUGACCUGCCUCCCAAGGAGCGUGAGCGGGACCGUGGGCGCACCAAGGACCGGCGUCAUCACCACCACCAUCACCGCCAUCACAGCUCAAUGGACAAGGAGCGCUAUGAUCACCAUGACUACCCUCAUAGACAACCCCAGGACCGCCACUGGUCCCGGUCCCCCAGCGAAGGGCCAGACGGGAGAGGUCACCGACAGGGGAGUAGUUCGGUAAGUGGCAGCCCGGUCCCCUCCACCUCGGGGACCAGCACUCCACGGAGAGGCCGCCGCCAGCUGCCACAGACUCCUGCCGUCCCACGCCCGCACGUCACCUACUCCCCCGCCGUCCGAAAGCCCCUCUACGGCCCUCCGGGCCCGGGUCGAUUGCGCUCCCCAUCCCCUCGACACUUCUCUCCGCCGGACCACGACCGGGGUUACCACCACCGGCCCCCGUCACGUCACGCCUCCCCUCACCACGGCGGCUCCUCGUCCAGGCACGGCUCGCCGCGCUCGCCUCGGCACCAGUCGCCGCACUCGCCGCUCCACGGGUCACCUCGGUCUCCGCACCGGAAUCGCUGGAGCGGCCCCCCGCCGGGGGACAGCCUGGAGGGUGACGGGCCCUUCUACGAGAGGGAUUACGAAUAUGAGCGGCAUCAUGAGCCUCCCGCCUACGAGCAGAGCCUCUCCCAUGGCAACCCUCAUCCGCAUGGUGGAAACCCUCACCCACACCCACGCUCACCAAGGACUGCUCGUCACGGGCCCCCGCCACCCCCUCACCCGCAUCCACGUAGGGUUCCUAAUGGCUACCGUUCAUCCUCACCUUCCCCGCAUAGGAGGGGACCGCCAGGGGCACCGCACCCUCACCACAGGCCUCCCCAUGCCAGAGGGCCCCGCAAGGACCUGCAUGAACCUUACAGUGAGACGGACGAGGAUGACUGGUGCUAGCGACGGCAUGAGAUGCAGACAGCAGAAGAUGAUAAGAACCAUCACCUCCAGUGCUCUGGCACAUAUGUAAACUUUGAACAAUGUGAUGGUAAAGUUUUGGAGAGCCCCUCUGCUCCCCCUUUAGACUCUAAAAAAAAAUGAUGCAAGGGUGGAGGUAGAGGGGCAGUGGUGCUGCUAGGAGCCUUUUACACAUUUUGCAGAAAAAUCUAAUCUUUGACAAAGCAGCACGUGGUUAUGCUAAUCUCGAGAAAGUCUGGAGAACGUCGUAGGCAAGGCCAGGGCACAGGUUCACCUCUGCCUCUCAGAACUACAGUUCCCAUGACCUGCCUACACCAUCGAGGUCUAGGCUAAAAGGGAAAAGAGAGUUGAGCGAACAGAGAUCCAAUGAAGGGCAUGAGGUACUAAAACAAUGUGAUGGGAUCGUUUCAAGGCCUAACGGGUACUUUGCUCGGACUGGCACCUGACUGCUUAGGUGUGCGCAAGCUCUCACUGGCCGGACUACUUCAGAAAACAGAAAAUAAGCUGAAGUGAGGAGUAACACCGCUUAGACUCUGCUCUAAAACAGACACGUUUAGAUAGGAAAAAAAUGAUGUAAUAAAAAGCCAGGAUCCCCCUCACUAACCCUUACAUGCCAAGCUAUGCCUCCAGAAAAUGAAACUUGAACAAUGAAGAAGACAGUGAAACUUUACGUGACAGUGACAGUUUAAAAAAUAAAUAAAUAAAUAAAGGGAGUACUUUUACUUUAUCUUUAUUUUCUCUCUCUGUGUCCAAGGGGACAGAACCUAGGAAGCUCCGCCUAUACUGCAAAACCCAGCCAAUCACAGCGCUGGCUGAUGAUAUUCGAUGAGUUUUAUCAUCUCUGUUUACUGUUACGGACUCACUUGAUGGGUGGAUGGAACUGCUGUGACAUCACUUCCUGUCCAGACGGCGGCGGAUGCAAAGCGGUGAUGCCCAACGUAGGCUUCACUUCCUGGAAAAGACGCGAUGGGAGGACGGGCCCAGGUUACUGGAGAAGGGGACUGGUCACUCUGUCAAUCCUUUCCCUUAUCUGUUGAUCAACCCAGCAUACAGAGAAACGGGGACCUGACAGGAAAUGGCAUCACAGAUGUUGGCGGGUGGCAUGAAGACAGGAAAGGAGGGAUGGGGGAGAAAAAAAGAAAAACCAGACUAAUUUCUUCAGUAUUUCUUCUGUCGAUUACUUCUUGUUCUUCUUCGGACAUUUGGAGCUUGGUUCUUCUGUUGCAUUCGCUCAGCCUCCUUUGCUCUUUUUCAGAGUUCAAAAAUUGAUGGAAACCUGCAUGAUUGAUAUAAUCCAUACUAGAGAGGAAAUGUAAGCGGUGUGGGUGGGAGUGGGACCAGGGGGGCUUUAUAGGAAACUUUAACUUUUAGGUUCACAAAAGAAGUUAUCUUUUCAGGCUCGCUCUCUCUCUCACUUUUUUUUGUCUGACUCAAAUGUCGAGUAAUUUUUAAAAAGAUUUGUUUUUUUGUUUUUUUUUUUACCUGAAACAGACUUUAACAGAUUGACAGGUUUUUCACUUGUCUCAGUUUUUUGUUGAAAACUCGGCUUCAGCAACCUGGCAAACAGACGAGCAAAACAAAGUAAAACGUUUCCAGGGUCACGCAGGUGUCCUGUCUUUUGAGAAACACACACUGAGAGAGAGAGAGAGCAGACGGAAGGAAACUUCUACCACUCUGAAGUUGCUAUUGUUGAUGAUAACAGAAAUUAAUAAUGAUUUAAUUUCAUUAAUGUCAAUGCAAUUGAGUGACAAUGAUGAUACUGGUGACGAUUGACUGAAUGUUAGAACUGUUGAUGUAGACUUGCUGUCAUGUUGAUUGGAGUUCAGAUAUGCCGUGUUCAUCUAGUUUUAAUUUUUUAUUUUCCAUCCCUUAUGUUGGUGUCCCGUGCUUAGUGAUGCCUACCGGGUUCCCGAUAACCUUCGUGCAAUAUUUUUAUUUUUUGGGGGGGAAAAUGAUGGUUUUACAAACGUUCACUCAGCAGAGUUGCGUGUUGUAACACAGCUCUAAGCGAAGAUGCAUUGUCUCUCCAGGAUAGUGGAGGUCAGAGGUCAGAGGAGCCUCAGUACCUGUCCUGCGGCGACCCGUAGGGUCUCAUCAAGCCAACCCAAAGAUCAGUAAUGUUCACAGAGAAGGAGUACAACAUAUUGAGAAUGUGGAAGCUGAUUUUACAUGUUUCUUCUUCUUCUUCUAAGGUUGACGUCGUCCGACUUAUUGCCAAAAAACAAAUCUAUGAAUCUCAAAUCCUUUUUUGUUUGUUUUAGCUCUGUAGUUCAACUGUGGGGUUAGUUGCCAGCACUGAAAGCACAGCCUUGGUGGUACAGGGUUGGCAUCAGUCAGUGUUUGAGACGGUGUUUUGGCCACUAGAGGGCAGUAAUCUGCAUCUGUUUUUCCCCUUCCACUGGACGGUGACUUUUUGGCCACAUCCUGAUCUCUCACCAUCCUGCAGUCGACGUUCCACUUUCUAUAAAAGUUGUAAUAAACAUAAAUCCGAUUCUUCGUCAGGAAACACUGAUAUGCCCUGAGAGCUGCCGUAUCUUUUCAUUCGUCAUUCCAUUUUCCCACCUGCCCUUCCUUCGGCCCUUUCCGUGAAGAUACCCUGGCCCAGUUCAGUGACUUUGUAGCAAGUCGGAAUCUUACGCUGCCUAAACAAAAAACAUUUUAUUUUUUCUCAUCUAGCUUUUUGUCAAUUCAUUUGCUUUAACAUCUGUUCAUUUAGCUGUUUAAAGACCCAACAUUACACUACAGAAGAGAAAUACCUUGGAAUAAUAUUUUAACCCCUUAUGUUAUGAGGGAUGACAGUUAUUGAAUGAUCAAUAAUUCUAGACUAAAAGAAUAGAGCAUAGACAGACUUAGUUUAUUACCUGAAGAUGAAUGUAGACGUAAUGUUCUAGAUGUAGUUAUAGAUAAAACACAAAGUAUAAAUAGAAUUGCAGAUGUUUAUUUAUUUUGCGUACUAAUGCUACUUUCUCCACGCAAAUUGCAGAAAUGCGAGACAAACCGCAGCACAGACACAUUUUGACUCUAUGCAGCCCUUAUUUACAUCUCCAGAGGGGAACCUGCAGCGCUGCAAAAACAAAUCCAUCAAACAGGAAUCAGCACGUAAGAGAUGACGUAAAGACCGACGCCACGUUUUCACCUCGUCACGCUACGUCGCAUCCACAGCGAGGUUUACUUUUCACGUACAUCUGUUGCAGAUGUACGUUUUUUUCCCCCGUGGCGGAUCCGUUCUCCCUGAUUCAUAUUUCUCUGCUUUCGUGAGAUUAUUUGCCUCAGUGGCCGUGAUUUUUUUUUAAGCAUAGUAUGGUGAAUCGGAUUGGGGACGGGGCUUAUGUUUUGUCAGUUCGGUGGAAGCGAAGGGGUGCUUACCAUGAAACCUUCUGUCCUCACCAUCCAAGAAGUUGCAGCAGGUGAGGAUUGUUCUCCAAAGCCCCCUACAGAGCCACAGUGCCUUCUGUAUCUGAGUCACAUUCAUCACCCCCCCAUGAGCCCUGCCCCACCUGCCUCCCCAGUCACAGUUGCUCUCGUCAGUAACCCCUCGCCCCCUCCUUGUGCAGUCGACGUGAUCAACCACGCUACGCCUUAAGAUCAAAUCUCACCGGCUCCCAUGCUAGCAUUCAAAACGGGGAGUGUGACGAUUUUGAGACUGGGCCGCGGUCAGGAAGCAAGUCGAGAGACUAGGCUAGAUGCACAUUCAGAAUGGGCUGAACUAUUUAAUAUCUCCCAUUCAGGCACUCAGUUUUGUAACCGCUACCAAAAAAUGAAAAAGAAAAAGAAAACCCUCACAGUUUCAAUCUGAGCCUUGCGGUUUUUGACUUUUGAAGACUCAACGACCAUCCAGAUCCCGCUAGCUGGCUAGCCCCUUUUGGCUUCGGCAUGGCUCCAGUUUAUGUCCGUCCCGUAGUUGUCCUGCGUACAGUUUCCUGAUGAUGUACUUAGAGGUUUACAGAGGUGCGAAGCCGUUUGCUUACUUCUCAGGUCCCUCUAGAGCUAGGUAGCUAGUUAGACCACGUAGGGAAGAAAUUGCUACAGAACAGGCAGCUCCCGGUUUGAGUUAUUGUAUGGUUUUACUUGGCACGGUAUCUUGUUGUUGAUCUCACCCCUCUCCUUUCACCACAAGUACAUCGUAACACACUUCAAGCUCUUACAUUUCCAUCUAAAGCCUGCAGAAUCGCCGCCGAAACGACGCGACUUUCAUUUGGGCUCCACUCGCUCGUCCAUAAUUGUAACAGCGGAUCCCAAAAGGCAGACACACAACAUUGACCUUGUGUGAAAGCAUGUUGUGUGCGUGAACUUUUUCCAAAACACUUAUUAUCCCAUUAGUUUGGAAAAAGGCAAACAUCUAGUUUGUUUUGUCUGUUUUUUGUUUUUUUAGUAUCUAGUUGCUUUAUGAAACACAGUUUAGAAGGGAAUGCAAGGUUGUUGGUUUUUUCUCAAUCAUCGCCUGUCUUUAUGUCUGCUUUCUGUCACUCUUUAUUGUUAAUAUCUGAGUAAUCUUUCUCUUUUUAUUUCUUCUUCCCCAUGGGAUGAAGGCAAAAUUAACAAGCGUACCACCCAUCCGCUCAGUCGGCUGUGAAAUUGUGUCAGUGGGUCAUUUGUAAGGUAACGUGUUGACAAAAACACAAAAAGGGCUCUCUUUUAAAAAUAAAAAACUACACUACAUAGUGGGGAUUAAUGUACAGUAGUGCUGCCAAAAGUUGUUCUUAUGUAGCUAAAGCCACGCUGAAGUGUCCCCUUUGUACAGCUCUAUAUGUGUGUGCAUGCGUACGUGUGUAAGGAGGCGGGGACAUUGGAGCGGGGGCCGAAACAAGACGAGUGGCUGAUGUGGGAGGGGAACUGCUUCAGGUGGGAGCAGCAGCAGAACUUUCAGUGAUGUUGAUACACAAUUUCACAAUGGCACCAGUCCACUUUUCAAGCUCACGCUCAAGUCGCCAUUUUUCCACCAUCACCUGAUCCUCAUCUACUCCUACUUUGAGAGGGGCGGGGCAACGGCUGUGACAGGGAGACGUUUUACUCUGUGACUGUGUGUGUGUGUGUGUGGGCGUGUGUGUGUGUGUGAGUUAACAUGUUUGCUAUGGUCACGUUUGCUAAGGCUUAAACUGUUUAAUCAAGUUACAUUCUCUGUUCACACUAACGCAGACAUUGAAAAAACGAAGUAAAAAAAAACAUCUCAGAUCCUUUUUGGGAAAAAAAACAACAAGCUUUUAUAUGGACUAGAUAUAUAGAAUGAUGUAGAAACCCACCUUGUGCUGAUAAUACACCAAUAUUGAAGGAUUUGAUGGGAGUCUUUCUCUUUCUCCUCACUGUCAUCAUUAAAUUUUAAAAUAGAAACUCGAGCCAUUACUGGCUGAAAUUAGUCUUUUAAGCCAAUUUUCUUCCAUUUUCUUCUAGAAAAAUAAAUAUAUAUCCUAGACAGACAAAGUGGGUGUGAAACGUCCCUAAAGAUUUAACGUGUGAUCGGUAUAAAAUGUGCUUGACGGCAAAGAGUUGUGUACAAGUAUGACCAAAAUCACACAGGUUCCAAAACUGCUGAUGAGAUGAGCAGCAGUUUCAUUAGCUUAGCACUGCUUCUGGAUGAGCCCCAGGUUGAAUGUACUGCACUUAUAUUAGGAUGUUUUUGAUUUUUUAACUAAAUGCCAAUACAUAAAUGUUUCAGACAUAACAAAAAGACUUUAGUUUUGAAUAAAAUAUUCACAGCAGAUCUGAUCUGAUUCACCAAAGCUAAGCUAACAUUGGUGCUUUAGCUAAACAGCUAAAGCAGUUUCCACUGCUUUAACUGUGCCCAGGGUUUUAAAUACAACUGUACCGCAUUUGUAUCACAUUGUUUGUUUUUUUUAACGAGUUGCCAACUCAAAUUAAAUGCCAAUACACUUUUUUCAGAAAUAAUGAAAGAAGUGUUCAUUUUAAGCUAGAUAUUCACAGCAGAUCUGAUCCGAUUCACCAAUGCUAAGCUAACAUUUUUGGAGGGGAUUUUCUAUAGCGUAGCACGGCUUUAGCUGUGCCCUGGAUUGAAUGCGUUUGUUAUGGGUUGUUUUUAAAUUUUUUAAAUUAAAUAUAAAUACAACCAUGUUUUUUUUUCACAAAUAAUGAAAAAAAAAAAAUCUUAGUUUUAAGCUGAAUUCUCACAGCAGCUAAAAUUUGGGGAUUUUUUUCUAUAGCCUGAACUACACUUUUUUUCCUAUCACAGCUUGCGUUAAAAUGUAACCAAAAGUUUAUAAAGCAUAUUUUAACAUUGAAAAUACACACAAAUUCUUCCCCCACGAAUACAAAAUUUUAACUUAACUUGUAAUGAUACAAUUUAGAAUGCAAGCAAUUCUUCACCCCUAACCAGGGAAACGUAUCAGCUGUUUAACUUUUUAAUUUAUUUGAUUAAUGACCUAAUUGAUUAGAUGUUUCAGCCCUUAUUGUGUGAGUGAUGUGUGCCAAUCCGUUCAUUAUCAUGCGUGUCUAAGUGCGUCGUCACACCAUCAGCUGCAGAAGGUAACCUUCAGUGCCUUACACUGUACAGAACAUGAAGACUCUCUCCACUCGUGCUCAUCACUGCAUCAUCAUCUCCUCUGUUUCUCACCCUUACUCGUUCCCACACUGGAUGGGUAAGAAAUGUGUGUGUGUGUGUGGGUGAACUGUGGGGGAGUUGGUUGAUAAUCUUGUGAUGUGUCUUACUCAUCCUCUCACCAUGUCUCAUGUCAUCAGAUGUACAUUUUGGCUCUGUAAUUUAUGUGUAGAUAUUCCAUAAAGUUUCUGAAAAAACUCCACUGUGCUCAUCAUCAGUAAUUCUGUUCUGCUGUCUCAUUUAUUUUCCUCAUUCUCACUCCUUACACGUUCUUCAUGUUAUACCAUUUGUGAACACUAGGUAGCAGGAUUAAGCUUUUAUUUUAUUUUAUUUUUUAAUUCUGUCAUCGUCAGUGAGACAUAGAAGACUGAGUGAGUUAAUGCCUGUCUGUGUGGGUGUGAUUUCUCUGUGAGGGUUUGUCUGUCUGAAACAUGACUGUGUGUUUCUUGCACUUUAUGGAGCCAAAAAAUGCUUUAGAGCUGAUAAAUGUGGCAAUUGGUUUAUUUACCUGCAUUUUUUGGCUCUAGGAUUCAGAAAUUUUUCUAUAUAAAAAAAAACAAUUUAAUUAUUUUUUUGUUUUGAAAAUUUCUUCAGCUACAUGUAGCAGACAUUUAUAUCGUUUAUUGAUUUUUUUGCAAACUGCCUUGCACGUAUUUGAAAUAAAGCCCUAGCCCAGACGUAGCUGGAAAUGUAGGAAAAUGAAUACAUCUUUAUACGAACUGGCCUUUCAUCCACACAAAAAAAUCUAAUAUCAAAAAUUAUUUAUAAAAACUCCAACUAAAAUGGAGAUUUGAGAAAACUUCCUAUUUGUGUUUCGUCUUGUGUUUUCUUGUCCUUAUAUUCUAAUACGCUAUUUAAAAGUAGUUCAACAUACACAUCCGUCCAACUUCCUGCCGCCAUGUUUAAUUCCCAACAGGUUGAGCAAUCUGAUUGGCUGAUGUAGGUUUUAGCUUUGCGCUACACUGCCCCCUAUGUGUUUGGCAUGUUAAAACAACGCUCACGUUUGGAUCUGAGCGCGUUUGUGUGGCUGAAAACUUUUCUGAAACGGAUCCCGUGUGUACGAUGUUUUUUUGAACAACAUGAGAUAUCCUAUUUUCAAUAGAGAUCCAGCUACAUGUGUACAAGGCCUGAAGGUUAAUACUUCUAAUCUGAUAUCUGAAGCAACAAGUUUGGCUGCAUAAACCUUACACGGGCGUUCACAGUGUCGCCUCCGCCUCUCUGAAGAGCCCCCUCUCCAUUUCCAUUUCUCUCUCUACGUCUUUCAUCCUUAAUCUCGCCUUCUCUGUUUGUUUCCACGAGCUCAGCCGAGACUAGUUGCUUCGAGGGAUUUUGUCCUCGGCGCUUCAUUCUCAGAUCUAUUUUUUUAAAAAAGAAAGAAAAUACCCGAAAGUGCCAAAUGUUUUGAACAACAGAUCGUGUUUAUUCGUUUUCCCGUUCGUGAUACUAUCAGACUUGGCAUGUUUUGUCUUCCAAUAUUUUUAGGUAAACCGAGGAAUAAACUUUUUAAAGAAAAUAGUUUGAUAGCCAAAAUCCACCAAAAAUGAUGCUAAGCUAGAAAAAAA